CGUAGCACUAGACCAAAGGCCUGCAGGUGGACAUAUUGAGACGUUUCAUUUUACAUCCAAGGGGAAGCGCUUUUGGACAUGAGCAAAUACUUUAUCGGACCUGUGCCAGUCAUGGAUGGAGCAUGGGAAUUGCCGUUGAGGGCUUCCAUCAUUUCAACGUCAACUGGGUAGAGAUUCCCAUGCGUUAGGCAAAUCAACCAAGAUUAAGAUAAUUUAGUACUUCAAAAUGGCGCUCCCCAUGCGGUCACAUACGCUAUAAUGGCACGGAUACAAAGACAACUACUUCAUCGCUAUGGCCUGUUCACACGCGUAUAUGUCCUUGUACUGCGUAUAAUGAUUUCGCCUCCCGCCCGCCUUCCGUCUUUGAGGACAUGUAUUUCCAUGGUUAAUGUUAACUUGACUAUAUUGUCGAUAUAAUAGAAACUUCGAUUGGUGCCGCGUUCGAAACCACUGGUAACUCGAAAAUCUCCGACUUCCGUGUGUUCAAAACCAUUUGGAACUCGGGGAAAAGACGAGCUCCGACUGGGAUAAAUCGAUUUGAACGGUCUUCCAACUCGGGCCUCUAAAUCUAGAGCGAUCUGAAGAUCGCUGACGUCAUGAUUUUACCUUGUAUUUUUCCGAGUUCGCAGUUUGGAAGGCAGCAGCUCACAGGCCUGCGUCAUCAUUACGCGUUUUAUGUACACGGAAGUAGCCAGCAGAAAACAGGACGAUAACAGAAGUCCAUCUGGGUGUUGGUGUGUUGAGUUAUGCCCCAGGGAGGAUGGGUCAGACCCUGUGUAUCUGUUCCCGCGGCUCCAUCACCAUUGACAACAAAAGAUACUACUUCAUCCAGAAACUAGAUGAAGGAGGGUUCAGCUAUGUGGACCUGGUGGAGGGGGUGCAGGACGGGCGUUUCUACGCCCUGAAGAGGAUCCUGUGCCAUGACCGGGAGGGUCGCCAAGAGGCUCAGACGGAGGUGGAGAUGCACCGUCUCUUCAGCCACCCCAACAUCCUGGGCCUGGCAGGGCACACCUUCAUAGAGAGGGGGGGCAAGAGUGAGGCCUGGAUACUGCUGCCCUAUGUUCAGAAGGGCAGUCUGUGGUCAGUGCUAGAGAAGCUGAGGGACAAGGGCAGCUUCAUGCCAGAGAGACGCAUCCUGAAGGUCCUACAGGGCAUCUGUUCUGGACUGAAGGCCAUGCAUGACAGAGGCUACGCACACAGAGAUCUGAAGCCUACCAAUGUACUCCUAGAGGAGGAUGACAGGCCGCUGCUGAUGGACCUGGGUUCUAUGAACCGCUCCAGGAUGGAGGUCAAGGGGACCAGGGAGGCCAUGACAGUACAGGACUGGGCAGCUCAGAGGUGUACUAUAUCGUACCGUGCCCCUGAGCUCUUUAACGUGGAGAGCCACUGUGUCAUCGAUGACCGUACAGACAUCUGGUCUCUGGGCUGUGUACUGUACAGCAUGAUGUUCCUGGAGGGGCCCUAUGACAUGGUGUUCCAGAAGGGAGACAGUGUGGCCCUUGCUGUCCAGAACCCAGUUACCAUCCCCCAGCCAUGCAGGUCAGUCAGUCCCCUGGCAAGCUAACUCUAACCCCCAGUU
Messenger RNA from Oncorhynchus keta (chum salmon), 1579 nucleotides. It is a transcript of the gene stk16, whose product is annotated as serine/threonine kinase 16. The coding region runs from base 761 to 1564 and encodes 267 amino acids. Gene Ontology annotation, molecular function: protein serine/threonine kinase activity; ATP binding. Gene Ontology annotation, biological process: protein phosphorylation. Lineage: Eukaryota; Metazoa; Chordata; Actinopteri; Salmoniformes; Salmonidae. The transcript is spliced from 6 exons. The record is from RefSeq and is a predicted model, not a curated record. Gene Ontology annotation, cellular component: cytoplasm; Golgi apparatus.